ACGGCCACAAACCCCCUCAAAUCCCAACCCAUAUCCCCUCAAACACACAUAAAAUUAGAGUUCCAUAGUCUCACUCUUUACUCGCCACUCGUAACAAUGAACUCCAUAGCCUUCAAAUCCUUCGUCGGCCUCCGCCAGUCCUCGCCGGAGGCCCCACAUUUCGCUGCCCAGUCCCGCCCCGCCACUCCCCACCGCAAAUUCCGCGUCGUGGCCGGAAAAUUCAGCCCCAGGCUGAACGGCCGGAACCUCCGCGUGGCGGUGGUGGGCGGCGGUCCCGCCGGAGGAGCCGCCGCGGAGACGCUGGCGAAGGGCGGCGUGGAGACGUUCCUGAUCGAGCGAAAAAUGGACAACUGCAAGCCGUGCGGCGGCGCCAUCCCGCUGUGCAUGGUGGGGGAGUUCGACCUUCCGCUGGACAUCAUCGACCGGCGCGUGACGAAGAUGAAGAUGAUAUCGCCGUCGAACGUGGCGGUGGACAUCGGGAGGACGCUGAAGCCGCACGAGUACAUCGGCAUGGUGCGGCGCGAGGUGCUCGACGCUUACCUAAGGGACCGCGCCAAGGAGAACGGCGCCAACGUCAUCAACGGCUUGUUCUUGAAAAUGGAUAUUCCUAAGGAUAAUAACUCCCCCUACGUUCUGCAUUACUCUAGCUACGACGGGAAAACCAAUGGAGCUGGUGAGAAGCGUACCUUGGAAGUUGACGCUGUCAUUGGCGCCGAUGGGGCCAAUUCUAGAGUCGCCAAGUCUAUCGAUGCCGGUGAUUAUGAGUAUGCCAUCGCUUUUCAGGAGAGGGUAAGAAUUCCGGAUGAUAAGAUGGUGUAUUACGAGAAUCUUGCGGAGAUGUACGUGGGGGAUGAUGUUUCUCCGGAUUUCUAUGGAUGGGUGUUUCCGAAAUGUGACCAUGUGGCUGUUGGCACUGGUACCGUGACACACAAGGGAGACAUCAAGAAGUUCCAACUAGCAACAAGGAAAAGAGCAGAGGACAAGAUUUUGGGAGGCAAGAUCAUCCGAGUGGAGGCUCACCCUAUCCCGGAACAUCCUCGGCCGCGAAGGUUGUCGGGAAGAGUGGCGUUGGUUGGUGAUGCUGCUGGCUAUGUAACCAAAUGCUCUGGAGAGGGGAUCUAUUUUGCAGCCAAGAGUGGCAGGAUGUGUGCAGAGGCAAUUGUUGAAGGUUCUGAGAAUGGAAAAAGGAUGGUGGAAGAAGGGGACUUGAGGAAGUACUUGGAGAAGUGGGACAAGACUUAUUGGCCAACUUACAAGGUCUUGGAUAUUCUUCAGAAGGUGUUUUAUAGGUCCAACCCUGCAAGGGAAGCGUUUGUGGAGAUGUGUGCUGAUGAGUAUGUGCAGAAGAUGACCUUUGAUAGCUAUUUGUACAAGACGGUGGUGCCUGGCAAUCCAUUGGAGGAUCUGAAAUUGGCCAUUAACACCAUUGGGAGCUUAGUGAGAGCCAAUGCAAUAAGGAGGGAGAUGAAGAAACUUAAUGUAUGACAAUAAUAGUCUCAGUUUGACUCUCAUAUAUUUGCCAUUCAUUUUUGCAUUGCGUGUUUCCUAGUGGACAUGAUCUCCUUAUAAUUAAGUGAUAAUUAACUAUAUAUGUGUAAGCAAAAAAGGAUUGAAUUUUCAUGCAAUCCCAUACCGGUAUGUAUACCUUUUAUCUACAAUGAUGUAAGCGAAGCAAGGGGUUGAUUGAAAUACUAGGUACUAGCAAAAGUUUACUUCUCAGAUACUUUUGCCAUUGGUUAUAUCAGCUAGAAUUAAAGAUUUAGGCUCUCAAGUUGUGUGCUGUUAGUGACUCAUUUAGUGGUUUAAGCUAUUCCAAAUUGAAAAUAUACGUGUAAAAUAUGUCGUUAUAUAUCCAUGCCAAUGAUGUAA
This is a messenger RNA of Glycine soja, 1869 nucleotides long. RefSeq names its product geranylgeranyl diphosphate reductase, chloroplastic. NCBI's taxonomy places the organism in Eukaryota, Viridiplantae, Streptophyta, Magnoliopsida, Fabales, Fabaceae. The transcript has 2 exons. Gene Ontology annotation, molecular function: FAD binding; oxidoreductase activity, acting on the CH-CH group of donors, NAD or NADP as acceptor. The coding region runs from base 97 to 1485 and encodes 462 amino acids. Gene Ontology annotation, cellular component: chloroplast thylakoid membrane. Gene Ontology annotation, biological process: chlorophyll biosynthetic process; photosynthesis. The record is from RefSeq and is a predicted model, not a curated record.